This is a messenger RNA of Nicotiana tabacum (common tobacco), 807 nucleotides long. Lineage: Eukaryota; Viridiplantae; Streptophyta; Magnoliopsida; Solanales; Solanaceae. The record is from RefSeq and is a predicted model, not a curated record.
AUGAGUAAUCUGACACAUCCUUCAUCUCCAUAUUAUCAUAGCAAUUAUGGACGUCCGCGACAAGUCAAUGAUCACUCUUCUAGACGACAUCAUAGACCAGUUCAUCAUAAUCCACGGACAAAUUAUCCGCCGUCUCGGCCUGUCUCAAGAAACGUAGAGCAAUUUUCUAUUCCUAGGGCUGAUGAUGAAUCCAUGACUCGGCAAAACCUGCAUCAAAACCCAGCUUUUCCACAUAGGAACGGAAUUAACGUAACUAACUUGAGGGAACGUUCUUUAGUGGAUAUGGUCUCACAGCCAGCUGCCAUAGAUAACCUGCAUGGCCACUCCCAAGAUAGGAGCUAUCCGCCGAAUAAUUAUAGUUCUCAGUCAGCAAGUGAUCCCUCUUGGUUCAUCAGAACGUUUGCUAGUCCUGUCAACUCCUUCCGUAGUGAUCAUCUGAGUACUGGCUUUGAUUUUGACUGUCUGUAUGAUCUACUUGAUCUUGAUCAUCAUCUGAGCACCGGCUCUGAAUUUGACUCUGUGUAUGAUCUAAUUGAUCCUAAGGAGAGUGUUAUAUUGAAGUAUUUGAAAACAAGAUUACAUCGUGCUCCUGUGCCCAAAGAUGAAGUUAACCCCACGAAAACUGAAGUUGUUAGUGAUGAAGAACCAGAAAUUUGUGCUAUAUGCCAAGCUGAAUAUGAAGAAGAAGAGACCAUGGGAACACUUCAGUGUGGACAUGAGUAUCAUAUGGACUGCAUCAAACAAUGGAUACUGAGGAAACAAGACUGUCCUAUGUGCAGAGCUUCAAUUUUUCCUUCACAACAUUAA